AUGGUGUCCAGAUUCUCAGCUUUAUAUACGCUUCCAGUGGGGACAAAACAGGAAUUGUGAAGAAAUUUGAACAGUUUGAAAACAGAGAGCUUGAGACAGUCAGACAACAACAGAUUGAUUAUCCCAUGUUCACCAUUUCAAUCUGGCUAUAUUUACUCCAUCACUGUGAAAAGGAUCUGUGUGGUAUACUCUAUUUUAUUGAUCCGAAAGAAAUGUAUAGUACUCCUGCUGUAUUUCUAAAUGAGGAAGGUUACGUGCAUAUUCAGAUGCACCUUAUGAGAGGAGACGACCUUGCCGUGAAAACUAGCUUCAGCCUUCCUCUGAAGCAGUGGUUUCGACUGGAUCUGUCUUUUAAGGGUGGACAGAUAGAAGUAAGCAGUGUUGGGAAGAAUUUGAAAAGACAUCAUCAUCAGUCUUUUAUUUUUAGGGAAGAUUUCUAUUAUGAUGACACUGCUGGAUACUUUGUUCUUGGAGGUAGUGGAUAUGUAAAUGGUAUUGAAGCAUUCUUUGGACCCAUGAAAUACUAUCGUCUCAGUGUGUUGGAAACAGAACAGAUUUCUAACCCUCUUCAUGACAAAGAAACAGUGGAACAAAUUGAACUCUACUACAAGAGAUGUAUGGACAUUCGAGAAAUAGUUUAUGAGUACAGAUAUAUUGUAAGGCAAGGCAAAAAAGCACAAAGAAAUUGUUACUACGAAAACUAUUAUUUGGAGCGAAUUCACAAAUAUGGAGAAAAAUCCGAAUGUGCUGCCUUCUUAUGGGGAAAAGAGCUCAGGGAAAAGUACCACACUUUGUUCAAACUGUUACAAGAGAUGGAUUUCAAUGCUCCAGAUGUGUUAGAAGAUGGAAGUGAUACAGUUCUAGAAGUUGGCCGGAGGAUAUUUGAGAAUGUUGCAAAGGGUCUGACCAGAGCCAAUGGCCUCAGCAAUAUGGGCUCCUCUGUCCCUCUCUUGGUGGAUUCCAGUUGUUGUGGAUACCAUAAGGCUUCCUAUUUCCUUGCAGUUAUAUUUGAAACAGGGCUCGGUGUGUCUGUGGAUCGUACAAAGGGACUGCUGUAUAGUUUGGUUGGCGCUCAGGGGAAUGAGAGACUUGCUGUGAUGAAUCUUGGCUAUAAACAUUACCAAGGCAUUAAUAACUAUCCACUUGAUUUGGAGCUGUCAUAUGCUUAUUACAGUAAUAUUGCAAUAAAGACAUCGUUGGAUCAGCACACUAUAAAAGGGGAACAGGCUUUUGUUGAAACUAUAAGGCUGAUGGAUGAUGAACUGCUGAACGCUCAAACAAAAGAAAAUGGUGAUGUCUUUAUGUGGUUAAAACAUGAAGCAAGAAGAGGAAAUGCAGCUGCACAGCAACGAUUGGCUCAGAUGCUGUUUUGGGGCCAACAAGGAGUGGCAAAAAAUCCUGAAGCUGCAAUAGAAUGGUAUGCAAAGGGUGCAAUAGAAACGGAAGACCCAGUGCUAAUAUAUGAUUAUGCUAUUGUGUUAUUUAAGGGCCAAGGUGUGAAAAAGAAUACAAAACUUGCUUUGGAAUUGAUGAAGAAAGCAGCAGCCAAGGGCUUGCCCCAGGCAGUGAAUGGGUUGGGAUGGUAUUACCACAAUUUUAAGAGAGACUACAGAAGAGCAGCCGAACACUGGUUAAUUGCUGAAGAACUGGGAAAUCCAGAUGCAUCGUACAACCUUGGUGUCCUUUAUUUAGAUGGGAUUUACCCUGGAGUACCUGGCAGAAAUCAAACAGUUGCUGCACGCUAUUUCUAUAAAGCUGCCCAAGGAGGACAUAUAGAAGGAACUUUACGGUGCUCUCUGUACUACAUCACAGGAAAUAUGGAAGACUUCCCUAGAGAUCCAGAAAAAGCUGUAAUCUGGGCAAAACACAUUGCAGAGAAGAAUGGCUACUUAGGUCAUGUCAUCAGAAAAGCUCUCAAUGCUUAUCUGGAACUUUCAUGGCAUGAAGCUUUGCUGUAUUACAUUUUAGCCGCUGAAACUGGGAUUGAAGUGUCACAGUCAAAUUUAGCACACAUCUGUGAAGAAAGACCAGACCUAGCAAGGAAACACCUAGCAACUGAUUGUGUUUGGAGAUACUACAAUUUCUCUGUUUCUCAAGUCAAUGCACCGUCAUUUGUUUAUUUGAAGAUGGGUGAUUUCUACUACUAUGGUUACCAGAACCAGUCUAAAGACCUUGAGCUCUCAAUGCGGAUGUAUGCACAAGCUGCAUUGGAGGGAGAUUCACAGGGUUUCUUUAAUUUGGCCCUUGUCAUAGAAGAGGGCAACUCCAUACCAUCCUACAUUCUGGAUUACUUGGAAAUUGAUCAGGCAUUGCAUUCUAGUAAUAUGUCACUCCUUCAGGAACUUUAUUACAGGUGCUGGAAUAAUAGUAACCAAGAAUCAAUUAGUCCAUGCUCAUUAGCAUUGCUUUAUUUUUACAUGAGAGUUUUCUGGAAUAGUAUUUUACAAUCUACUCUGAUCUACUUCAUGGGAACCUUUCUUUUAUCGAUUCUGGUUGCAUUUGCUGUGCAGUAUUUUCAGUCUUUAUCUGCCCGUAAUUCUCCUGGAACAAGAUCAGAACCAUCGUCAAGUGAAGCUUCUUCCUCAGGGAACAGCAACGAGGAUGCUACCAGACUAGUACAGGAAGAUGAAUCUACUUUUUCAAAUGAUUUAGCACAGCAGGAGUCAACCCCUCAGAACCCUCUUGUUACAAGCUGA
Molecule: messenger RNA, 2696 nt
Organism: Cariama cristata (Red-legged seriema)
Lineage: Eukaryota; Metazoa; Chordata; Aves; Cariamiformes; Cariamidae
Gene: SEL1L3
Product: sel-1 suppressor of lin-12-like 3 (C. elegans)
Exons: 22
Molecular function (GO): protein binding
Source: RefSeq, a predicted model, not a curated record